UACGGCCUCCUUUUCUGCUGCUGCUGCUGCUGCUGCUGCCUGGGCCUAACACCUCAGCCUGAGUUGCUUUGCCUUGCAGCCGCUUUCUAUCACUCCAGCUGCCUCACGCAGAGAGGCUGGGCUUUUUAUUAUCUGUCCCCAUCUCCUCCCAAAAAAGAAAGACACCUAAAAAAUUCUCUGUGCAAGGUGGACGGGUGGUCACAGGAACCAAGAAAACAAAUUUCUGACCCGCCUGGAGGGUUCCAAAGCAUUCCAAAGACGAUGGCUACAGAAGAUAGCAGGACUGUGAAAGGCCUCAAGGAAGUAUGGAGUAGAGAAGAGAACACCUUGUGUGCAGAUUGCGGGAAACCUGAUCCUGACUGGGCCUCCUAUACUUUGGGUGUCUUCCUCUGCUUAAGCUGCUCAGGGAUUCAUCGCAACAUCCCUGACAUCAGCAAAAUCAAAUCACUAAAGGUGGACCACUGGGACGAAGAUGAGGUGCAGUUUUUGAUGCAGCAGGGGAAUGCAGUGGCCAAAGCAACGUACGAGGCCCAUGUUCCUACAUACUAUUACCGCCCAGUCCACACAGAUUGCCUAGUCUUGAGAGAGCAGUGGAUACGAGCCAAGUAUGAACGGAAGGAAUUCACGCAGCCAGGAAAACAGCCACAGUAUUCCAAUGGUCUGAAAGAAGGGGUCUUGUGGAAACGAGGCCGUGACAACGGGCAGUAUCUUCCACGUAGGUUUCUCCUGUCUGAGAGAGGGGGCUGUCUCAAGUAUUUCAUCAAACAUGAUGCAAAAGAACCUAAAAUAGUUGUUAAAAUUGACACUGUCAAUGCCACGUUCCAGCCAGAGAAGACAGGGAACCCAAAUGGCCUACAGAUCACCUAUCUUAAAGAUAACAAGACUCGCAACAUCUUCCUUUACCAUGAGGAUGGGAAGGAAAUUGUGAACUGGUUCAAUGCCAUUCGUGCAGUACAAUUCCACUAUCUGAAAGUGGCCUUUCCUGUUACAAGUGAUCAAGAGCUCAAAAGUCGGUUAACACGGAAUUUCCUGAAAGAAGGCUACAUGGAGAAGACUGGGCCCAGGCAGAAGGAGCCUUUCAAGAGGCGCUGGUUCACUCUGGACCAUAGAAGACUGAUGUACUUCAAGGAUCCUUUGGAUGCUUUUGCUAAAGGCGAAGUGUUUGUGGGCAGUAGGGAACAUGGGUACGCUGUCCUGCAAGGGCUGCCAACUGGCACUCAGGGUAGCUUCACCUGGCCACAUGGCAUCACCAUCGUCACCCCCGACCGUAAUUACCUCUUCACCUGUGAGACUGAGAGGGAUCAGCAAGAGUGGAUUGCAGCCUUCAGGCACGUCAUAGAGCAGCCCAUGACACCCCAGGAGUAUGCAAUUGAAGCUUGUUUCAAGCUCAAGCCCUAAUGUCUGAAGCAGAGAGCCUUGCUACUAUUCUGCUUGGUCUGCUCUCUUUGGGAAAGACAGGAAAAGAAGACAUCUACCACAUAAGCUGCUAUCUAUAUUCCAGUGCCUCGUGAUUGGGAACAUGUGUCCUUAGACUGAUGAACCACAUCUUUUUUGAAGCAGCCUGCCUAUCCUCUUUAAUAUGAUACAUUUUGUUGGGAGGAUGUGUUGAAAUGAACCGCAUCUGGUCAUGGUGCUUGCUGCUAAAGAGCUUCUGGAUCCAUUUGGACAUCAGAGCAUUUUGCUGUUUUGAUCAGCAAGGAAACUAGAUGCAAAGGUGGAAAGCAGAGGAGGUGAUCUAGAUGAGUUGACGAACUAUUUGUGAAGCCCCUGGCAGGCUUUCUUUCUGUUGGCCACACUGUAUGCAGGUGCCCUCCCCCAUGGCUUACUACUGGUUGCUAAUGAUUUGGCUGCUGUCUAUUAAAGGUUUCAACAGGAGGAUGCAAAACCCCCACUCAUCAUAAUGACUAUGUGUAUAUGUACCCAAAAUAUGAAUAUUUUAUUUUGCUCCUAUUUCUCACCCAGCCCCUUGCCUCUUACCGUGUGAUAAUUCUGAUCUUGUGGCUACCAGGUUUCUCCAUUUUGCCAUCUAUUCAAGGCCCUGAUAUAACCUGCCAGCUUUGGCUUAACCUCAGCUUCCUGACAUCCAGCAGUGGUACUUGCCCUUUGAGUUCAUAUUGUUGCCUCCAGAAAAAUGAGUGUCAUGGGUAUAGAGACUGUUCUGGGUGAUCCACACAUGCAUGCCUCGCUCUCAAAACUGGUAAAGAACAAAGAAGAAAUCUGUAUUAUCCAUUCAUUUUUGUUUUCCAUUCAUUUUAAUUGCAUUAGUUUUCAUUAUUCCACUGAUGUCAAUCGAAGACCUAGCCCCUCUUCUGCUGCCGGUCACCUGUGUUUUCUGUCCAAAUAUCAUUAAAUUUCUAGGCAUUCUACUAUCACCACAGAGCACCAGAUCAGCCAAAUAAUUUCAGGCAGACUGGACAAAGGGCCUCAAUUUUAUAAGGCAUUGAAAAAGUGUAUAUUCUACAAGAUAUUCCUUGUUUUCAGUGAGAGAACCACCAAUUCUUCUGAUUGUAAUGUGGCAUGAUAUUUUAGGCUCCCCAUUUUAUGUCUGACAGAUCCUUUGCGCUCUCUCUCUCUCUCUCUCUCUCUCUCUCUCUCUCUCUCUCUCUCUCUCUCUCUCAUCCUGUCCCUGUAAUCUUUCUGUGAUACCUGUACAGAGUGUUUCCAUUUUUCUCCCCAGCAGAAAUUAAUGAAAAACAAUCAAAUGAAAAAUGAAUAACUUUUUGUUCAGAACUUUCAUUAGAAUUCUCAUGUGAUUUCCUAACUAAAAUGAAUGAAACUAAUGGAGCUUGUUUUAUUUCCAUUCAUUUAAAAAAUGAAUGUCUACCCCUACUCAAGGGGUAGCUGUCAUAAUACUGCAUACCUUUCUUUUUAGACAAGCAGGUGGGGUUCCUGGGGAUUCUCAACAGCCAGCUUGGUCCCUCUUCUCAUAUCCAUCAGAUGAACCCAUCAGAUUUGUAAGCAAUCACAAGUGCAUGUUUGUAUUUGCAACCAGAAGCUAUCUUAGAAGUGGGAUAAAUUUUCUGUUUAAUGAAGCGAUUACAGGUAUAUCAUGUUGCAUGUCCAUAAGAACAUAAUUUGUGGCUUGGGUUCAAAGAAAUCACUUCUGAGCGGCUCAGUUAGAAUCCUGGAAAUAUUUGUGGGAGCAUUAUGUUGUUAAACUUAAUCCAGAAAAGAACACCAAAACAUUCAGUUAUACUGCCAAGCCUUUCACAGUCAUGUUUUCCCCUCUGAUCAAGCUGGGUUCAUAGAACAGCUCAUCCAGCACUCAGUUGCCAAGGCAGCUCUUCACAGCUGAUGCUCCUCCUAACCGUGUUUGACUCUGAGAAGCUCGCGAGAACUGCAAACAUAUGGGCAGAGAAUUCCAUUUCUCUCUAUUGGAGAGUACUGGUGUUAGCAUUACUGCUGAUUGCAUGGCAUAAACUAAGGGUGUUUUGUUCCAAGCCAUGACAAGCAGCCAUAAAAUCCAUGGCAAGCAUGUUCAUGCCUUCUUGCACUUUGCUGAUAAACCCCACCCUAUCUGGUAGGCUUCUGUCAUUUUUAUUCUGUAGGCCAGGGGUGAGGAACCUCAGGCCCAGAGGCCAAAUGCAGCCCUCCAUGCCCCUCUGUCUGGCCCUCUGAACUCCCCCAGGUCACACCGCUCACUGCCCCUGCUUCAUACCCUGAAUGUUUUUCUCUGGCUGGAAAGGGUCCUUGAAUAAUGAUAAUGUCUCCUGGUGGAUGGAGGAUAGAAAGGGGUGUGUGUAGAAACUAGCCUACUGUAGAAAGGUAAAAAUUACAUGUAUUGAUCCACCCACUCUUGCCUGUGGCCCUGCCCACCCCUGGCAUGUGGCCCCCAGAAGGGAAUCUAAUCCUUGGGCUAAAAAAAGUUUCCCGCUCCUGCUCUACAUCAUUGGAUAGGGUUGCCAAAUGUCCUGAUUAUGGUCAAGAUAGUCAGGAAAAUCACUAUAAUGGCAAGGAAAAAUCCAGGAUGUUUAAAACAAACAGCAAACAUUGCAAGCAGCUGUGUCA
Rhineura floridana is the source of this 4008-nucleotide messenger RNA. RefSeq names its product arf-GAP with dual PH domain-containing protein 1-like. Gene Ontology annotation, molecular function: phosphatidylinositol bisphosphate binding; GTPase activator activity. Lineage: Eukaryota; Metazoa; Chordata; Lepidosauria; Squamata; Rhineuridae. Gene Ontology annotation, biological process: positive regulation of GTPase activity. Bases 262 to 1398 code for a protein of 378 amino acids. The transcript has 11 exons. Gene Ontology annotation, cellular component: plasma membrane; intracellular membrane-bounded organelle. The record is from RefSeq and is a predicted model, not a curated record.